Molecule: messenger RNA, 923 nt
Organism: Moneuplotes crassus
Lineage: Eukaryota; Ciliophora; Spirotrichea; Euplotida; Euplotidae
Source: the annotation of a GenBank genome assembly
AGGGAUUAUAAAAUUAGUUUAAAAUGGUAAAAAAUGAACUAGUCAAGAGGAAGAUUGAUACUAUGGAUAAGAAACUAGAGUAUAUGUACGUAAGAUUGGGUGGAGAAGACCUAGAAAAUGGAAAAGAACUCAAAGGGCUUAAGAAUCUUGACCAGUACCAAGGAAUGGUGAUUGGCAUCAAGAACAAGAUUAACCGCAUUAAGGAAGACAUUGAGAAGAGAAAAGAAAACAUUAAGAUCCAUGGCUACCAGAACAAAGAUCGAAUUGUCGCAGAUCUUAGGAUAAGAAAAUCUAUUGAUGAAGCAGAGGAGGAAAUCAACACUGUAGAAAUUUUGGUUAAAAAGAAAGCAGCUAGUUACUCUAAAGAGGACCUUAAUAAUAGGAAUAAGACUAUUGGCCUUCUCAGGAAGAAUCUGAUGCUCCUCAGAGACGACAUAAUGGGGGAUAAGGCCAAUGUUAGUGUGGAUCAAGAUGCACCAAAUAAGAUCUUUGGUGAUUACAACAACACAGAUUCAGAUCAGAUCUCUCCAAAACAAGUGAAAGUUGACUUAGAGGGAGAAGAAGAAAAAUAUGUUGAUAGAGAACUUACUGAGGAAGAAAAACAAGCUUUAGUCCAAUUCAAGAAGAAUGAUGAAGAACUUGAUAAAAUACUGGACAAAGUUAUAGCUGGUCUUGGCCAACUCGAGGAAAAAGGAAAUCAACUUCAUGAAGGAAUUGAGAGACAGAAUGAAUUAUUGAAAAAGACUAACAAAAAGGUAGAGAAAACUAACUUAAGACUCAGACAACAAAAUAAUCACCUGAAGGAUGUCCUUCAGAAGAUCAGAAGUACCAAUAAGCUUUGCUGUGACUUAUGCCUAGUGCUAUGAUUCCUUGGAUUGUGAGGAGUCAUUGUAGCUGUCCUUAAUAGCAAGAAUUAUUUUUAA